GAGGUGCCCGGCGGUAACCUGGUUGGGCAGAGCUUACCUCCUGCUCAGCCUGGCCUCACCGCUGGGGUCCCCCUCGUCUCGAGCUGCAUUGUGCAGAAAGGAGUCUUUGGUUCCUCAUACUGUACACGGUGCUUCAGUGUCUGUUUUGCCUGAGUACCGUACACGUUCAUUGAUUGUCGGAGUGCGCAUUGACUGUUCAGAUUGUCGGAGUACCGUGCGCUUUCAUUGAGUGUCGAAGGCCUGUGCACAUUCUUUGUGGUAGCCUACGAGUACCGUACACACUCAUUCUUUGCUUGACUCAGAUUCCCGCACGCGUGCUGCAGAGUGUCUUUUGCCUGAGUACCGUACACACUCUUUGGAGGUCGAGUUUGACAUCUGUUCAACACUCUUGUGAGGACAUCUGUUCGACACGACGACAGAUUCUAAGCGUUCGCGUGAGGACAUCAAUUUCUUGGAACAGUGGGGGUUUCCAGAGGAGCUCAAGUAUUCGAACACCGUCACCUUCGCAGCGAUGUCUCAGCAACACCCAGCAGGUGCGCCCUGUUGUAAGAAGGAGGACGAGAAGAUGGAGAAACGACUUGCGUACAUUAAUGAACAUGCAUCGGAGUGGAAUGCGGAGCCUCGGGACUCGAUACCGAUGGAAUUGAUUGGGGACUCCGCCACAGGGGUGAAUUGGAUUAACGGUCUCUGGGCAACAUCCAAUAUUAUCUACAAGCACAUUCUUGGCGACAUUCAAAAUAGGCUGGAGCAUAUCUCUGUGUUGUAUGGUAUGAGGCCUCCGAGUUGGGGCCACAAUAUGUUCAAGUGGAUCUAUCGAGAAGGAAACGAAAGAGCUGACAGGCUGACAUGGUUGGCCAGAACCAAAAAUAGUUACGUUACGUUCCAUACCUCACUUAUUGAACAUGCGAGUAAAACAAAACUAGACGGCCUCCGUGGAUUCUUCGACGGAGGUCGCUCUGUGGAGGGAUGUGCUGCAGGAUGGUGUAUAGAUUUGUGUGUACACGGGACGUGGCAGUUGGUGGCGGAGGAAGCUGUCUCGCUUGAUGCCUCUGCUUCUGUCAUGUUUUGUGAGAUGAUUGCAGCACAACGGCUCUGUAUGGCCGUGGAGCACAUUUUGGGUAGCAUCUUUCAUCCAAGCAGCUGACUCAUUUCAUCUUGCUUGGAGCUCUCCAACACCUUUACAUUUUCACAUGUUGUAUUGCAUCCUUUUCCUUGUUCCUGCAUCCUAUUCCGUUGCCUAUGCCUCAGUGGCUCGGCAGUGUGAUGAUAAGAGUUGCCCUCUCCAGCUACCCUGUGCUCCGUUUGGGAGUCUUAGGGCUCAGCUGUCACAGCUGUCCGCGCCCUGACUCAAACUCAAAAAAACCAGACGGCCUCCGUGGAUUCUUCGACGGAGGUCGCUCUGUGGAGGGAUGUGCUGCAGGAUGGUGUAUAGAUUUGUGUGUACACGGGACGUGGCAGUUGGUGGCGGAGGAAGCUGUCUCGCUUGAUGCCUCUGCUUCUGUCAUGUUUUGUGAGAUGAUUGCAGCACAACGGCUCUGUAUGGCCGUGGAGCACAUUUUGGGUAGCAUCUUUCAUCCAAGCAGCUGACUCAUUUCAUCUUGCUUGGAGCUCUCCAACACCUUUACAUUUUCACAUGUUGUAUUGCAUCCUUUUCCUUGUUCCUGCAUCCUAUUCCGUUGCCUAUGCCUCAGUGGCUCGGCAGUGUGAUGAUAAGAGUUGCCCUC
Molecule: messenger RNA, 1724 nt
Organism: Prorocentrum cordatum
Lineage: Eukaryota; Dinophyceae; Prorocentrales; Prorocentraceae
Source: the annotation of a GenBank genome assembly